UGGUAUCAGAGCAAGGUUAAGCACUUAGUAUUUUUCGCUUCACCGGCGGGCGGCAACCUCGCCUUGGCCGCCCGCCGGACCUCAACCUAAUCUGCUAGAAUUUUCUACACAUACCUUGAAAUUUCUUCGAGUCCACCACCACUGCCUCUCCUCUCACUGUUGUUCUCCCAUACACCACCGUCUUGAUCGUCUUCAUCUACAAUGUUGCAGUGAAGGAUCUCAAGCGUGGUUUUGUUGCAUCCAACUCAAAGGAUGAUCCAGCCAAGGAAGCUGCAAAUUUCACCUCCCAGGUUAUUAUUAUGAAUCACCCGGGUCAGAUUGGUAAUGGGUAUGCUCCAGUUCUUGACUGCCACACCUCCCACAUUGCUGUCAAGUUUGCUGAGAUUGAUCGUCGAUCUGGCAAGGAGAUUGAGAAGGAGCCCAAGUUCUUCCGUGAACAUGCUCUCCUUCCUUUUACUCUUGGAGUGAGGCAGAUGAUUUGCUGCUGUAACAAGAUGGAUGCUACCACUCCUAAGUACUCAAAAGCAAGGUAUGAUGAAAUUGUGCAGGAAGUCUCUUCCUAUCUGAAGAAGGUUGGUUACAACCCUGACAAAAUUCCUUUUGUCCCCAUCUCUGGUUUUGAGGGUGACAACAUGAUUGAGAGGUCCACCAACCUCGAUAUGAUUACACAGCCCAAGAGGCCAUCAGACAAGCCUCCUCUUCUCCACAUUCUUGAUAACACCAACAGCAACAAACACCACAUCUCGGCUUCGAAUGACCUUUUUGUGUUUCGGAUCCCACAAUCUGUAUCCAAAUUCUUCAUCUCCAUAGCCAAUAAAGAUGCAUGGAGUGGCUUUGUCAUCCAGCUUCUGUCUGUGCUCCUUGGAUACAUGUGCAAAUGCUUUGCACCCAAACACUCUCAAGUGAGAGUAAGAGAUCUUCCUUCCAGACCAUACUUCUUCUGGAAUCUGAAAAUUCAGUGGAACUGA
Molecule: messenger RNA, 968 nt
Organism: Camellia sinensis
Lineage: Eukaryota; Viridiplantae; Streptophyta; Magnoliopsida; Ericales; Theaceae
Source: RefSeq, a predicted model, not a curated record